AUCAAUGGAAUUAAUACCCUGGGAGAAAACAUUGCUGAUAAUGGAGGUAUUGGCCAGGCAUACAGAAUCAAUGGAAUUAAUACGCUGGGAGAAAACAUUGCUGAUAAUGGAGGAAUUGGCCAAGCAUACAGAGCCUAUCAAAAUUAUGUUAAAAAGAAUGGCAAAGAAAAAUUACUUCCUGGACUUGGCCUAAAUCACAAACAACUCUUCUUUUUGAACUUUGCUCAGGUGUGGUGUGGGACCUACAGGCCAGAGUAUGCAGUCAACUCCAUUAAAACAGAUGUCCACAGUCCAGGCAAUUUCAGGAUCAUUGGGACUUUGCAGAACUCCCCUGAGUUUGCAGAAGCCUUUCAUUGCCCCAAGAAUUCAUACAUGAAUCCAGAAAAGAAAUGCCGGGUGUGGUGAUCUUCAAAAGAAGCAGUGCAGCCCUUGGCUAGACUCGUCAACACCACAGAAAUGGACAGCUCUAUCCAAGAGACUGGGCCAUAGAGCUCACUGUUAUUAUGCACAGGGAUUCCUGACAGAGAUGAGAGCAUCAUGAUAAAAAUGAAGUUAGGUUAUUCUAGAAAAGGGUGGAGGGACGAGGGCGUCUAUUGUCUAUCAAAUCAAUCACUUCUCACUGUGUAAAUAAUGCUUAAUCUCUAAAGAUAGUAUUACCGUUCACUUCUGUUUCUCGUAUGAUCUGCCAGUGUGAUGUUGUCUCUUGAAGAGUGUUAACCAUUAUUAGAGAAGGAUUUCUAAUCCAAGGAAGAAAGAAAAAGUUGAAGAAUACAAUUGGCACCUAACACACAUCAGUGACCCGGGAGUGAAAAACACAUUGUCGAAGUACUUAUUUGUAUUUAUAUUUGCAACAUUUAUGCUCCUUCAAAUCUCUUCCAAAGAAUUCUUAUACAUAUUGGGGCCUUGGGACUUAUGUAGUUUUAAACUAACUUUUCCAGUCAUCAGUUAUGCAUUCUGAGAUCAUUUUAUUUUAAGUACUUAGGGCUAAAAUGAAAUGUCUAAAACUGUGUUUUGUUGUACCUGUUUUGACUGAUAACGAUAUUCUUGAGGUUUCUUGCAAUUUUCUAAGCAAUUUCUUGUUCUCUCUCUCUCUCUCUCUCUCUCUCUCUCUCUCUCUCUUUCUCUUUCUCUCUCUUGUCAAAACUUGGUCUUUUUAAGAAAUUUGUAGCAAUGUAUAAAUAAUUUUUAUAUUUAAUUGUUGACUACAUUUAUGACUAAGUAAUUGUUAUUAUAGGUAAUCAUUGACUAUUGAAGUUUCAGACUGAGAUAAAUAGUUAUGAACCAAGAUCUGUAAAGCGAUGUACAGAUGAACAUUUGAGACUUUUUAAACUUAUCAAUCAUAUUGAUGAAAAGCUUUAAGUACACACUUUGGCUUAAACAUUGCCAUUGGACGGUUGUCUAAAGAUACAUAAGACUUGUGGUUUACAAGCAGGAUUUUCCAAAUUCAACCUGUCCCUUAGGUGGCUGAAAUGAAAGGGCACACCUGCAUCUAUGUAGCUCCACAUCUCCUUAUCCUUUCAGAUUUGUUACCUGAUGGAAAUAUUUUGAUAAUAAAUUGAGAUUGUGAAUCCACUGCUCACUAUGGUUGUUGCAGCUGCCAUUUAGCUCUGGAAAGUGCAUUUUUUGACUAGAGGGGCUUCUAUACCUCCGUCUCCAACAGACCUGCUUCUAAAUUUCUAACUUGCUUAAGAGUUCUGGGAGGGGAUUGUUUAGUCUCUGGUAGGAGCUCAAUCUUUUUUGAGGCUUUAACUUUCUUUUCCUAGCCUGUUCACGACUUUAGUUCAUUUCAUUACUUGAUUAAUAUUUUAUAAAACAAGUACACUUCCAAAAAUCUUUAUUUUUCCUAACAAAACAUGAAACUGAAAAUUUCGUAUUUUUCCUGCUUAUUGGUUUUUCCUGCUUCUUGAAAAGUGUUAUUGAAAUAUAACUUAAAUACAAACAUUUCAUAAAGCGUUAAUGUGCAGCUCAGUGAAUUUUCUCCAACUGAACACAGCCCUGUAAGUUAUCAAACAUUACCAACCGCCAAGAAACCCCUGCUCCCAACCGUCACUUCACUCCUCCACUGCUGCCCUGACUUCUAAUGUCACACAUUAGAUUUGCUGUUUUGUCUCUUAUGUAAAUAGAAUCAACCAGCAUGUA
Messenger RNA from Myotis davidii, 2139 nucleotides. RefSeq names its product neprilysin-like. Gene Ontology annotation, molecular function: metalloendopeptidase activity. The transcript has 5 exons. The annotation marks the transcript as partial. Gene Ontology annotation, cellular component: plasma membrane. Gene Ontology annotation, biological process: amyloid-beta clearance; protein processing. Lineage: Eukaryota; Metazoa; Chordata; Mammalia; Chiroptera; Vespertilionidae. The record is from RefSeq and is a predicted model, not a curated record.